Messenger RNA from Siniperca chuatsi (mandarin fish), 5484 nucleotides. It is a transcript of the gene b4galt4, whose product is annotated as UDP-Gal:betaGlcNAc beta 1,4- galactosyltransferase, polypeptide 4. Gene Ontology annotation, biological process: carbohydrate metabolic process. The record is from RefSeq and is a predicted model, not a curated record. Gene Ontology annotation, molecular function: glycosyltransferase activity. NCBI's taxonomy places the organism in Eukaryota, Metazoa, Chordata, Actinopteri, Centrarchiformes, Sinipercidae. Bases 1788 to 2828 code for a protein of 346 amino acids. The transcript has 6 exons.
UUUUUUUUUUUUUUUUUUUUUUUUACUGUUUUAUCUUAUGCAUUUUCCAAAAGCCCGCUGUUCAUUGCGAAAGCUUUUAGUAUGAAAUACAUCCAGCAAAAGUGUUGCGUAUUUAUGUAUACUUGACAAACUGUGGUCGUUGACCCCCUGGAAUAACGUUAGUUUGUGUCAAAGGUAAGAUGCGCCAACCAACUCAUUAACUGUUACCUCUAUAUCAGGAAAGGACAGUACUCGGUCUUAAGGUUGUAACGUUACUGUGUUUGGGCUCCACCGUGUGCGACUGGUAUGUUAAUAUUUAACUUAGAGCAUUUUACGUCUUCAUUUGUCAGCUAGCUAACGUUAACUCCACAAGUACAGUUUAUCUGGGUACAGCUAACGUUGUAGCCAGUUCGCGGAACAAAUUUGAGCUUUUACUGCCAUAAAACAUGGACAGUAAUCAGGAGAAGAAGGAGCUGUCAGCGAUUUUAAAGGUAGUGGCCUGCCUAGUUAGAGAAAAUGGUGUCUCCAAGCUAGCCAACGUUAGCUUGUCACUGUCACUCCCCAAAAGUCAACACACGGUGACGGAGACGUUGUGAGAAAGUAGCUACCAAAAAAGUCAAAGUUUUACUCUUUAAUAAGUUUUCCUGGUAGAGACAACAGCCAAGACUUGACAUGAACUAAAAUGGAAAUAACGUCACUAGCUUAACGCUGGGAUAUGUGUGUUUGCUUGUUGCUCGUAACGCUACGUACGUUUUAGCUAACGUUAUAAUGCAAAGCGUUAUAACUGCCCGCAGAGUUAACGUCAUGAAAUGCAUGGUUCAUGUUCACAGUUCUCCGAUUUAUAUAUAUGUAUUUAUAUUUGUUGUAACGUUAGCCUAUUUGUUAUAGUGUUGAAACGAUUAGCCUAUUAAUCGAUCGAAAGAAAAUUAAUGGCCAACAAUUUUGAUGUUGUUUCGUCAUUGUAAACUGACAAUCUUGGUUUCGAUAUGCUGAUCAGUUAAAGUUGACAUUUUUCAUUAUUUACUGGCAGUUUUAGACCAAUGAUUAAUCGAUCAGUCAAUUAAAUAAUCGACAGAUUAAUCAAGAAUUAAAAUAAUCGUUGGAUAUUUGAUAAAUUAUAAGUGAGGAGAAAGGGGAGAUAAAACAGCUGUGCAAUGUGAUACUACACUUUGUCAAGGGACAAGGAAAAGGACAGGUGUAUAGUUACAGGGUGUAAAAUUACCAUUCAGGAAGCUCUUUCAGAUGUAACAUAAUAUAGUAUGUAAGAGAAUAAAUGUCUCUGAACACAAAAGUAAAGAAAAGAAAAACCCGAAGUAAAGACACUUAACUGGUGUCUUGGUUUGUUUUCUAACAUCUCAUUGGGUGUUUUUUUUUGUUUUCGUAUGAAAUCGAAUGGCGAUGUCUCUUUAAAACUAGAACCUGCCCUGUCAGGGUGUAGUUUUGCAUGAACAGACGUGGUAGUAUUAGAGUGAUUAUGAUGCAGAUAUGCCCAUUCUUUGCAGUAACAUCUUUUCUCUCCAAAUCAAUUUACAGUUGUCUGAGAACUCAAGUUUUUGGUCUCACUUCCUGAAACUGGAUUUUGAGGGUUCAGUGAUGGAGUUUCACCAAUAAGUUUUCCUACUUCGCAGAGAUCAUAUAAUUGAUUUACUGUAAAGUUCACCAGCAUGUUUCAUCGCCAUGGGAUGACUGGUUAGUGAAACUGUGACUGUCAGUAUUUUUUCUGAAAUGGAGGAAAGAGGAAAUACCUUUAACUAUAACUAACAGCAUCUACAGCUUUUACUAUUUCACGUCAGCACAGUCACACAGCCAUGGGCAUCUGUUUGCCUGUGUGCAAGAUUUUGCGGAGGGGGAAGUAUUUUGUACUGCUCCUUCUCUUGCUCUCAGUGCUGGCAUGGAUCUCAACUUUUUCAGGCGUAACAGUGAAAUCGGUUCAGAUUUCCUCCGUCACAACACAAACUCUUGUCAAAAGAGACAGCCUGAGGGAUAAACUCAACUCCUGGACAGCAGCACCGGUUAACUUAAAUACUCCACCACCAAAAGUUGAAUGCCUUCAGGAGUCACCAUUGCUACAUGGAGCUGUGAAGUUGUCCUUCGAAUCCUCUCUGAAACUGAAGGAUGUGGAGAGUGACAACAAAGGGGUGACUGAAGGCGAGUAUGAGCCCUCAGACUGUACAGCGAGGCAGAGCGUAGCGAUCCUCAUCCCUCAUCGCAACAGAGAGAGACACCUCCUCUACCUCUUGCACCACCUGCACCCCUUUCUGCAGCGGCAGCAGCUACACUACGCCAUUUAUGUCAUCCAGCAGGCUGGUGAUGCAACUUUUAACCGUGCCAAGUUACUGAAUGUCGGGUAUUUGGAGGCACUGAAGGACUACAGUUGGGAGUGCUUCAUCUUCCAUGAUGUGGACCUGGUUCCUGAAAAUGAUCACAAUUUAUAUGUCUGUGACAAGCAGCCAAAACACUUGGUGGUUGGCCGGAAUGCCACAGGAUACAAGCUGCGUUACAAAGGCUACUUUGGAGGAGUCACAGCUAUGACCAAAGACCAGUUUCUUCAAGUGAAUGGAUUCUCUAACACUUACUGGGGUUGGGGCGGAGAGGAUGAUGACCUUCGCAUCAGGGUUGAGCUGCAGAAAAUGAAGAUUGUACGGCCACCCGCUGAUGUAGCUCGCUAUACCAUGGUGUUUCACAAACGGGACAGUGGCAAUGAAAUAAACAAAGACAGGAUGAGGUUGUUAGGACGAACACCGCAGGUAUGGAGAAAGGAUGGACUCAACAGCUGCUUAUAUAAGACUUUGUCAGUAGAGAGGAUGCCUCUUUAUGUGAAUGUUACUGUGGACAUUGGUAAGCCAUAGAGUUUAGAUUUCAAACAGCAAGCCCUGCUGUGAAAAUAUUUCAUGAUAUAUUGUAUACAGUAUGUGUACAAGACACCAUAUUAAGCACACAAAAUGCACAUUGUUUUUAGUUUACAUAUUAAAAUUAAGCUCAGCUGGCAACUACACCUUUGCACAUUUUGCAUAUCAUGCUGCCUUCAUAUUGUGACCAGCCUGCAAAAAAUAAAUAAAUUAAACAGGGUGUUUUUUUCCUGUCAAGUAAUGAUUGGCUUUGGCCAAAUAAAGAAGUUAGCUGGUAAAUAUUCCUGGUAUUUUAAUUGUAUUGCUAAAACAUACAGCUGUCAGACUUCAAUUUAUUUAUGCAUAUGCAUUAUUAUGCAUGAAAUAUUACAGCAUAAAACAUGCUGAUAUUUUAUAUACAUGUGUGUACAAUGUGUAUUUUGUGUGCUUCAUUCUGUGGAUGCAUUGACUUUCUAAAGCCCCUACAGCCACAGGUGUUGUCACAUAUGUUGCCUAAUUAGACCUUGUCUCAGAACUGUCUGGGAGGUACAGACUGUGAUUGAUUGAUUGAUAGAUAUCUCCCUCACGCUCAUGCUAGAUUUGUUGCUUCUGUUAAGGCAGGACAAUUUGCCCCUUUAAUACUAGUACAUAGCAUGUAGUGACCUCACGUUUCCCUGCAUAGCUCCGCCCAGAGACCUGAGCAGAUGUCUAAUCAGCCAGACAACUGAGAUUUCCUUUGUAGGUGUGCAGAGCCUAUAAGACUAAGUUAAUGUUUAGAUUUGAUUCAAGGCUGCUUGGAUCUGAUGCACAGAUGUAAAGUGAACAUUGGAUCAGUUCAUUAUGGUCAUCAGUAAUGUGCAUUAAAGCUGCGUUAAUUGAUUUUUGACUGCUAGAUGGCAGAAAAUCAAAACAUAUUAACAGCAACAGAGCCUUGAUAUACUUUUAUCAGUUUUUCUAAAGCAUCCUAUCACAGUAACUAAAAAAGUAAUCAUCCCUCUUAGACUAUGACUCUAGUCAUGUUGUAUUGUUUUACAGCACAGUGGAUUUAUUUAGGCUUUUUCUAGACACGGAUUAACAAAAAUAGUUACCUUUGGUAUCUUUGCCUUGGGCCAACUAGGCUUUAUUUACAGAACUUGAGAACCGUGACCAUAUUUGGAUGAAUAAUGUUUUUUUAAUAAGGCCUUACAUGCUUGUUUUUUAAGCAGGAAUUAAUGGGUGGUGGUUUCUUAUUCAUUACCUUUUAACAUUUUUAAAAUUAUAAUUGUAGUCUUUUGAGACCAUUAAUAUAACUUUUUUUUACUAUUAUCGUAUGUGAAGAGAAAAAUCAAAAAAAAUGUGCAUACUUAUGCAUUGAUCAUUGCAUGCUGCUUAGAAAUAUGUGUCUCAUGCACUCAUAUCAAAUUUGUUACAUAAAUGAUUUUAUUUUAAUUUAAGGUGGGGUAUGCGAUUCUGGAAAAAUCCAACACCAUGACAAAUACCAUAAUAUAGAGCGACCGACACAGCAAGUAAUGUAACGUUAGCUAGGCUGUGAGUUAGCAAACUGUCCCUACAGUUGCUCCUGUGAAGCUAACAGCCAGAGAGGACGAGACGGUUUCCCAGAGCCAACACACCAGCUCCAGACAGCGAUACUCACAACUCUCCUGCUGUUAUAGCUAACAUCACAACAGCAGCAUAUCUUGGCAAACUAGAAAGUAAGCUGAAUGUCCGUGGGCAAGUCAUUUAACGUUACCUGACACACAAAUCAUGGCUCCCAUUUACAGAGCCAGGGCUGUGUACAAACACUAGACAGCUUGCGGACUGUGAGGAGAUUUUUGCUGAAUUUGACCAAAAGACAUGUAUUGGAUUAGAAUCACAUACCCCACCUUUUAAUGUAUUUAUUGAAGGUAGUUUAGCUGCUGGUAUGUUAUGAGUACAAUAUGUUUUGUCUUUAUCUGACCAGCAAAUCCGACUUCUUUCAAGACUGAGCAAUAUUACUAACUGUAAUGACAAACAUGGCUACAGUUUACUUGAGCCACUCCUCUUUAUAUAUUCAUUUUCAUAACAGUUUUUCUAGGUUGUUGGUGUCCUGAUCGUCUGUUUGUUUCAUGGUCACAUCUCCACUCCUGAAUGAAUGUCAUGGGGUUAUUUUUCUACUGUGGGUUGAAAACUUACAUGUAAAAAUAUUGUAAGUGCACAAGUUAAACUACAAUUUCUGAAAAAGAUUUUGUAAUAUGAUUAAAACCGAAAAAAUAUGUGGUAAUAGUGUAGCAUCAAACUGAAUUAUUAUUAUUUUUUUAAUAUAUAAAUCAUUGUAUGAAAUUCAAAGUGAUGCCAUAUGAGAAUGUCAUUUGGUAGAUUCAUUUUGUAUGUUGUUUUGGAUUGAUUUUUCAUGUUGAUGGGAGAACACACAUCAUGGUUAUAUAUGGUUAUAUGUGUAUAUGGUUUUAUGAAUCUACAGUCUUGGCACCACAAUUUUGGUUUCUCCUGAAUGCUAAAGUGUUCUUUGUGUCAAUCAUGAGUGCAAAAUAUCAGUGAGGGCUACUUGUUUGCAAUAAAUACUAUAAUUGGGAGACUUCAAUUCUUAUGAUCUUUGAGGGAAUGUAGCUUGCUUUUGUUGUGACAAUUGGUUCUAUAUCUAAUGUUUUGGAUAUAUUGGUGGUACUAAUUGGUGCAAUAAAAGAUUGUAUUUUUUAUUUUA